Molecule: messenger RNA, 2040 nt
Organism: Lipotes vexillifer (Yangtze River dolphin)
Lineage: Eukaryota; Metazoa; Chordata; Mammalia; Artiodactyla; Lipotidae
Gene: CAMKK1
Product: calcium/calmodulin dependent protein kinase kinase 1
Exons: 16
Coding region: 117-1634 (505 amino acids)
Biological process (GO): protein phosphorylation; CAMKK-AMPK signaling cascade
Molecular function (GO): protein serine/threonine kinase activity; ATP binding
Source: RefSeq, a predicted model, not a curated record
GCGGGGCGGGAUGCGCGCCGCGGGAGCGAGCCUGGCCGUCCUCAGGGCCGCGGAGAAUCUCGCUGGGCACCGAGGUUCCCAAUAAGGCUGCACAGAGGAACCCGCUGACUGUGGCAAUGGAGGGGGGCCCAGCGGUCUGCUGCCAGGACCCUCGGGCAGAGUUGGUGGAGCGAGUGGCAGCCAUGGAUGUGGCCCACUUGGAGGAGAUGGAUGGCAGCCCAGAGCCCACCAGGAACUGUGUGCACCCUUCACCACGGGCCAGAGCUGCCUCCGUGAUCCCCGGGGGUACUUCAAGAUGCCCUGCCGCCCGGCCCGGCCUCUCGGCUAGGAAGUUCUCCCUGCAGGAGCGGCCAGCGGGGAGCUGCCUGGAGGCCCAGGCUGCGCCUUACGCCACAGGGCCUGCCAGCCACAUCUCCCCACGGGCAUGGCGCAGGCCCACCAUCGAGUCCCACCACGUGGCCAUCUCGGACGCAGAGGACUGUGUGCAGCUGAACCAGUACAAGCUGCAGAGUGAGAUUGGCAAGGGUGCCUACGGCGUGGUGAGGCUGGCCUACAACGAAAGUGAAGACCGGCACUAUGCAAUGAAAGUUCUUUCCAAGAAGAAGUUACUGAAGCAACGAGGCUUUCCACGUCGCCCUCCCCCUAGAGGGUCCCAGGCUGCCCAGGCAGGACCAGCCAAGCAGCUGCUGCCCCUGGAGCGGGUGUACCAGGAGAUCGCCAUCCUGAAGAAACUGGACCACGUGAAUGUGGUCAAGCUGAUCGAGGUCCUGGAUGACCCAGCUGAGGACAAUCUCUAUUUGGUGUUUGACCUCCUGAGAAAGGGGCCGGUCAUGGAAGUGCCCUGCGACAAGCCCUUCCCCGAGGAGCAAGCUCGUCUCUACCUGAGGGACAUCAUCCUGGGUCUUGAGUACUUGCACUACCAGAAGAUCAUCCACAGGGACAUCAAGCCAUCCAACCUGCUCCUGGGGGACGACGGGCACGUGAAGAUCGCCGACUUCGGCGUCAGCAACCAGUUUGAGGGGAACGAUGCUCGGCUGUCCAGCACGGCCGGGACCCCAGCGUUCAUGGCCCCCGAGGCCAUUUCUGAGUCCGGCCAGAGCUUCAGUGGGAAGGCCUUGGACGUGUGGGCCACGGGGGUCACGCUGUACUGCUUUGUCUAUGGGAAGUGCCCAUUCAUCGAUGAUUUCAUCCUGGCCCUGCACCGCAAGAUCAAGAAUGAGGCCAUCGUGUUCCCGGAGGAGCCAAAGGUCAGCGAAGAGCUCAAGGACUUAAUCCUGAAGAUGCUAGACAAGAACCCUGAAACAAGACUCGGGGUGCCAGACAUCAAGUCGCAUCCCUGGGUGACCAAGAAUGGGGAGGAGCCCCUUCCCUCGGAGGAGGAGCAUUGCACCGUGGUCGAGGUGACGGAGGAGGAGGUGAAGAACUCAGUCAGGCUCAUCCCCAGCUGGACCACAGUGAUCCUGGUUAAGUCCAUGCUGAGAAAGCGUUCCUUUGGGAACCCGUUUGAGCCCCAGGCGCGGAGGGAAGAGCGAUCCAUGUCUGCCCCGGGAAGCUUAUUGUCGAAGGAUGGGUGUGGUGAAGGAGGCAAAAGCCCGGAGCUCCCCGGCGUCCAAGAAGAUGAGGCUGCGUCCUGAGCCCCUGCAUGCGCCCAGGGCCGCCCGGCAGCACGCUCAUCCUGCGCCUCCAAAGGCCCACUGCCCUCAUGCCAACAGCCGCCCCUGCGGGCAGGGGGCUGGGGACUGUGGCCCCUCUCCCGGCCCUCCUCCCCUGUCGUGCUGCAUGACCUCCACAAGUGCGUGUCCAGGGACAGGAUCGGAAUGUGUGUCACCUGGGGUUUGCGGGGGUAGGGCUCCCACAAAGCCUUUUGUUUCGUCCUGGGUCUCCCUGGCGGGACCCAUUCUUUGGGGAAGCUGGGUGCCCGUGGUGCCUUAGAAACCUCACCGGCUGGUUGGCAAGGCCCAGGGGCAGGAGACAGGAAACCAAGAUGACAGGUGGAAGCCUCGUUUGCUACCACUGCAGAGGCCGGGUGGGCGUGGCUCA